This is a messenger RNA of Drosophila biarmipes, 2794 nucleotides long. Its product is annotated as protein sine oculis. Gene Ontology annotation, biological process: regulation of transcription by RNA polymerase II. The record is from RefSeq and is a predicted model, not a curated record. NCBI's taxonomy places the organism in Eukaryota, Metazoa, Arthropoda, Insecta, Diptera, Drosophilidae. The transcript has 7 exons. Gene Ontology annotation, molecular function: DNA-binding transcription factor activity, RNA polymerase II-specific; RNA polymerase II cis-regulatory region sequence-specific DNA binding. Gene Ontology annotation, cellular component: nucleus; transcription regulator complex. Bases 765 to 2021 code for a protein of 418 amino acids.
CGUCGCGAGCGGUUCGCUGCCCGACCUCCCCACGUCGCUCGCUCAACAGUGAUUAUACCAAUAGUCCAGGCCGGAUCCGGCGGCCUUUCGACGUCCGCGCACAAAGUUAUAUUUAAUCCCGACUCCCUCCAAAAGCAAUGCAAACGCACCAAUUCAACGCACAUAGAAACGGGAAAUAAGCAAGGAAAACCAGCUAAUCAAUCAGCUGGCGGCCAUUUUUGCUGGCACUAUUUCAGUGCUGUCGUCGCAGGCUUCCCCUCCCCAUUUCUGCAAGUGCAAUUUGUUCGAGUCACGGCAGAACAGCGAAAAAGUUUCCGCGAGAGUAUAAUUUGCAACACGUGUUGGCCACAGUGCGUAUGAUAAAUGUAAGUGGUGUUGUGCGCCCGUGAUGCCCAGUGAGUGUGCGUGAGUGUGUGGCACAUGGCUCCGAUUUGAAGCGUUUGGCAAAAUGCAAGUCGGCAAAAAUCUUCGUUCACUUUGCCACCUAUAACAUUUGUGGAUAUCGCGCAACCAGCAUCGGAGAGUCUAAGCAAAAGCACAAACCCAAACAAAAUAUAGUUUACUAACAAAAACUAAAAACAAACACGGAUACGUAUCAACAAUAAAUAAUCAAACUACAGCGCUCAAACAACCAAAGAACUAAGCAGAUAUUAGACUAGGUUAAUCAUUUCUCUAGAUCGUCUGGGCUAACACUCUUAAAAGCCUAUAGAGGAGUUCUUGAAAUUGAUCCCGCCACCCAUCAGAGUCUCAGCUUCCCGCAGAAAAUGUUACAGCAUCCCGCCACAGAUUUCUACGACUUGGCGGCGGCCAAUGCGGCUGCCGUGCUCACCGCCCGCCACACGCCCCCCUACAGUCCCACGGGUCUCACGGGAUCGGUGGCCCUGCACAACAACAACAACAACAGCGCCACCAGCAACAACAACAACAGCAGCAGCACCCUGGACAUCAUGACGCACAACGGCGGAGCAGGCGGUGGCCUCCACCUGAACAGCGGCAGCAACGGAGGCGGCGGGGUGGUCAGCGGGGGAGGCUCCGGCGGCAGGGAGAACCUGCCCAGCUUCGGCUUCACCCAGGAGCAGGUGGCCUGCGUCUGCGAGGUUCUGCAGCAGGCGGGCAACAUCGAAAGACUGGGCCGCUUCCUCUGGUCGCUGCCACAAUGUGAUAAGCUGCAACUGAACGAGUCCGUGCUGAAGGCCAAGGCGGUCGUUGCAUUCCAUCGCGGCCAGUACAAGGAGCUGUACCGCCUGCUCGAGCAUCACCACUUCUCGGCCCAGAAUCACGCCAAGCUCCAGGCCCUGUGGUUGAAAGCGCAUUAUGUGGAAGCCGAAAAACUGCGCGGAAGACCCUUGGGUGCUGUUGGCAAAUAUCGUGUUCGCCGUAAAUUUCCCCUGCCCCGCACCAUCUGGGAUGGCGAGGAGACGAGCUACUGUUUUAAGGAGAAAUCCCGCUCGGUACUGAGAGACUGGUACUCGCACAAUCCGUACCCGUCGCCACGGGAGAAACGCGACCUGGCGGAGGCCACAGGACUGACCACCACGCAGGUUUCCAAUUGGUUCAAGAAUCGACGACAAAGAGACCGGGCUGCCGAACAUAAAGACGGCUCCACGGACAAGCAGCACCUGGACUCCUCCAGCGACUCGGAGAUGGAGGGCAGCCUGCUGCCCAGCCAGAGUGCGCAGCAGCAGCAGCAGCAGCAACACUCCCCCGGCAACAGCAGCGGCAACAACAUCAACAACGGGCUGCAGCAGCAGCAACUGCAGCACGUUGCCGCCGAGCAGGGCCUGCAGCACCACCCACACCAGCAACACCCCGCCAGCAACAUCAGCAGUGUCGCCAGCAAAGGGGGCAGUGGCGUCGGCGGCGGCGGCGGCGGUGGAGGGGGCGUGAGUGCGGCAGCCGCUGCUGCCCAGAUGCAAAUGCCCCCGCUCACCGCCGCCGUGGCCUACUCGCACCUGCACAGCGUGAUGGGGGCCAUGCCCAUGACCGCCAUGUACGACAUGGGCGAGUACCAGCACUUAUGAUUCUAGUUGGAGGCGGCUGCUGCCGCCGGCGGCAGUGGCGGGGUCAGCGGAGGAGUCAGCGGAGGGGUCGCCGGAGGGGUCACCGCCAGCGGCAGCAACAUCGCCUGGCAGCAGCGUCAGCGCCACCAGCAGCACCAGCAGUCCGAGAGCUUCUACUUCUGAGGAUAGUUACUUAGCAAUAUCGGAAUCGCCGCAGUCCGUCAGCAUAGCAACUCAAAUUUUACAUAUCGCUCGAUUACUGAAAGGCUAUCAUGACUGAAUCACUUCGAAGUCGGGGGGAAAUCCACAAUUAUAGGGAAGCCCUAGCAGCAUUGAGUUCUUAUUUUCCCACACCAUGCUAAGAGAUCGCAUCCUAAAACCCUUACAGAAUAUUAGUAUAAAGUAACAUUCAUCUAAAACUUCGGAUAUCCCCAAAGAAAUCUUGAUUUCAGGCCUGAUAGCACUUCAGCAACUAACCGAUAUGCAAUCACAUAGUAACUAUCACACUUCUGGAUAACUUGGCAUUUUCCGCAGCGAGAGAUAGAGAGACAGCUUUUGGAAAAACUCCAGAAGGACACACUUGAACUAUGAUUACUGCAUCGAUCUGUGUAAAUAACUAGGCUUUAGUUUUAGUACGGUUGGACGGCCGACCGAAAUGCAAAUCAAAUCGAAACGUGCAAAAAUUAUACAUAUUUAAACCUACGUACAUGCAUAAAGUAUACACUUUUAAUUGUAGACUCUAGUAAUUCUAUUUUUGUUAAAAAUAAAUUCUAUUAAAUUAUUUUCAAAUGCAA